AUGGCAAACGACUCGACCUUUCAUCAUUUCCAAGAAUUCGAAACGGCCUUGGCAGUAUGGCUGUAUUUCCCGCCCUUUCUGAUCAUCAUCGGUACAUUUGCCAACGUUUUAUCUAUUGUCGUUCUUCUUCGGAAGCCGAUGAGGACGUCAAAUACCAUGUUUUAUCUCCUCGUCCUUUCCGUCGGCGACAUAUUUGUACUGUAUACGGGUUUGCUACGCUACUGGCUGAAGUUCGGAUUCAAUCAUGAUUUCAGACUUAUUUCUAACGCCUUCUGUAAGGUUCAUGGUUUUCUAGUUUACGUGUCUUUAGACUUUACAGCAUGGGUAUUGGUUGCAGUGACUGUAGACAGAUGCUUUUCAAUUCGUCACCCAUUUAGAGCAAAGGUGAUCUGUACACGCUCCGUGGCUAAGGUAAUUGUUGUUGUUAUUUUUCUUAGCCUUAUUGCAAUCAAUGGACAUCUGUUUUGGUCACUUGCAAUAAUUGACCUCGCCGACGAAAUCCAAUGUACGGGUAUAACGUACUUUGCUAGUACAAUAUGGCCCUGGAUGGACUUCAGUGUUUUCAGCGCAAUACCUUUUGUAAUAAUGAUUGCAAGCGACAUCGUUAUUGUGCGACAGCUGUGUCGGUCCUCAAAGAGAAUCAGAGCUCAUGAAAUGGCGAACCGGACACGGAACAAUUCAGAAAAUGACUCAACUAAAAGCAGAGGUGGACGGCAUCCGAUUCGACAAAGAUUGGGAAAAAUCUCAAGCCUCACGAUUAUGUUACUGUCUGUGAACUGUUUGUUCCUAGUUCUGACCGCUCCAAUCGUGAUAUAUCUUAUUGGGUAUAACAAAUGGUAUGUUGAUGCUUCCGAUCAUGCACGUGCUAAAAUGAACUUGUUAUGGUCUUUUUGCAAUAUGAUGCAAUACCUCAACAAUGCUAUUCACUUCUUUAUCUACUGUCUUACAGGACCAAAAUUCCGACGGGAGUUGAGAUAUUUGUUCACGAAAGGCAGCAGGGUAGUAUCUAUUGAACAGAUGUCAGGAACAGAGCUCUAUUAA
This is a messenger RNA of Mizuhopecten yessoensis (Yesso scallop), 1041 nucleotides long. Its product is annotated as FMRFamide receptor-like. Bases 1 to 1041 code for a protein of 346 amino acids. Gene Ontology annotation, biological process: G protein-coupled receptor signaling pathway. Gene Ontology annotation, cellular component: plasma membrane. The transcript has 2 exons. Gene Ontology annotation, molecular function: G protein-coupled receptor activity. NCBI's taxonomy places the organism in Eukaryota, Metazoa, Mollusca, Bivalvia, Pectinida, Pectinidae. The record is from RefSeq and is a predicted model, not a curated record.